This is a messenger RNA of Aspergillus ibericus CBS 121593, 4539 nucleotides long. Its product is annotated as putative RNA-binding protein. The record is from RefSeq and is a predicted model, not a curated record. NCBI's taxonomy places the organism in Eukaryota, Fungi, Ascomycota, Eurotiomycetes, Eurotiales, Aspergillaceae. The transcript has 7 exons. Gene Ontology annotation, cellular component: cytoplasm. Gene Ontology annotation, molecular function: mRNA binding. Gene Ontology annotation, biological process: post-transcriptional regulation of gene expression. Bases 1 to 4539 code for a protein of 1512 amino acids.
AUGGCAUUCAAAAACGGACUUAGUGAACGCCUCGACGAGCUGCGAUUCCCUUCCCCAAGGUCGCCUCCUUCGGAAUCCCCUUUUCCUGGUUAUAAUUCGCUUUCUCCAGGCCACACGAAUUUCGUCUCGGCGUUUUCGCGACCCUCGGGCGAAGUCCGUGGGAAUCUCCAGCGUCGGUUCACAACUGACUCCAGCAAACUCUCAUCCUGGAGCUAUGUGAAUCAUGCCGGAGGCAGCUCUCAGCUUCCGGGUCCCGAUCCCCUCGAUCUUCUGUCAUCGUUUGAGAGGAAGCGUCAACAUAUUGAAUCCAUGCGGGAGCAGAGGAGGAGAUUUGAGGAGGAUAUGAAGCUUUUGGACUUGCAACACGAGAAGGAAAGGCAAGAAAUGGAUCAGAUCGCUCUAGACUUAGCCAAAGCUGGCUUGUCUGGUCCAGUUAGCGAGCCUACCACCCCGCCAGAGUAUCGCGAGAACGCUUUUCCUGCGUUUACCCGUCCUACACGAUUCUCAACGUCUAGUGUUACUUCUUCUCCUGGUUUCUUCAACGUCUUUGCUCCGACUCAGGUGACCACUCCGCCGAGCCAGGUGAAUCACAGCUCCGCUCAGACUCCAACCAAUCGUUUCUCCGUUCACUCUGUUCCGGGGUCUCGCAGGAACUCAGAAAAAGAGGACUUCAAUGAAGAACCCACUUCCCCUUUUCGUCCAGGCCCAUCCAUCCAUCGAUAUUCAAUGCCGUCGACAGGCCUAGGAUCGCAGAUCCGUCCAAACCUGUCAGGCUUCAACAGCUCGUCGGGUCUGGAGACAUUCAAUGCCUCCAGAUAUCUCUUCCAUAAUGAAGACGACCGGGCGACUGUAAAGGAUGAGGACAGAAUUCCCACCCCGGAUAUCAAGAGCUACCUCAAGUUGACCGACCCGGACGACAAGUUUCCUACGCUGUCUCGAGGGGACGGGACGGGCCUGCUCUCUGCGAAUUCGGAUGCCUUAGAUCUAGCUAACUCGCGCACUCCCAAUCCUGAGACCUGGAACACUCAUAGUCGUCACCGCACCUCCCAUCAGAGUAUGCCGCAAAACGCUUUGAACAUGUUCCGCCUUGAGCAGCUUGGCAGUCCAACGGACGAGAGCAACUCUCAUACCUCAAACCCCUCUCGCCAUGCUGCGAGACAUUCCCUCGAGGCGAAUCUACUUUACAGCGCAGAGGGCGCAAAUGAAAACGUAACUGCUACUGCUUCCAGCAGGCCUGCGUCCUUGCAGUCAUCGUAUUCAACCAACGACUUGCCCACUGUGAAAGGCGAAACCUUCAAUCCUGCAAUCACGCCCCCUAAGACCCAUGCUGAGCAGUUCCAACAGCACAAUGCCAACCUGGGUCGGAUUCCUGCUAUGAAUGCUACUAAUAACCGCCCGCAGAAGGAUUCACCUGAGCGUGAUGAGGCCACGUUGCAGGGGCCUCGGUCUCAGCAGACCAUGCUGCAAGCCAGUGCCACACCUUUCGGUCCACAGCUUACCACCGGAGCUGCCAGUAGCAGCAGUAGCACGGUUACUCCGACUACCCUAACUCCGUUCCAAGCUCCCUUCUAUGGGUAUGGUAUCCAGGCGUACAUGGGGGCUCCGGUGCAGGUAAGCGGACAGCUGCAGAACUACAAUGCUACUGCUCCCUUUACUGGAUACGCGCCCUAUGGCAACUAUCGCCUAGCUGAAGGUCCCGCCAAGGCUGCUACGUCACGCAGAAACGGCGAGACCGAUACAGCCCAGCUCUCUCGCUUCACAAACUUCCCGCUUGAGCAUUAUCGGGGCGAGUUGUAUGGCCUCUGUAAGGACCAACAUGGCUGCAGGUAUCUGCAGAGGAAGUUGGAGGAGCGUAAUCCAGAACACGUUCAAAUGAUCUUUGAGGAAACUCACUUGCAUGUGGUUGAGCUCAUGACAGAUCCCUUCGGUAAUUACUUGUGCCAGAAAUUACUCGAAUACUCCAACGAUGAUCAGCGAACGGCUUUAAUCAACAACGCGGCCCACCAGCUGGUGAAGAUUGCCCUAAACCAACAUGGAACUAGGGCUCUUCAGAAGAUGAUUGAGUUUAUUUCCACUACAGAACAAACCCAAACCGUGAUCCACGCUCUAGAAGACCAUGUCGUUGAGUUGGUCCAGGAUCUGAAUGGAAAUCAUGUCAUCCAAAAAUGUCUCAACCGCCUUUCUGCUGAGGACGCUCAGUUCAUCUAUGAUGCCGUUGGCGCUAACUGCGUGGUUGUCGGCACCCACCGUCAUGGAUGCUGCGUUCUGCAGCGCUGCAUUGAUCAUGCGUCUGGUGAGCAAAGAGCUCGACUCAUUGCUCAAAUCACUUCAAAUGCAUUUGCCCUUGUCCAGGAUCCUUUUGGAAACUACGUCGUUCAAUAUAUUUUGGACCUUGCUGAACCUCACUUCACCGAGCCCUUGUGCCAGACUUUCCGAGGCAACAUUCCGGCCCUCUCCAAGCAGAAGUUCAGUUCAAAUGUCAUCGAAAAGUGCCUGCGCACUGCCGACUUCCCCAUUCGACGCCAGAUGAUUGAUGAAAUGCUUGCAGGAGCCGAACUUGAGAAAAUGCUCCGAGACUCCUUCGCCAACUACGUGGUGCAAACUGCCAUGGACUUUGCUGAUGCUGAGACUCGAACCCGGAUCGUUGAUUCCAUCCGUCCCAUAUUGCCUUCAAUUCGUCAGACCCCUCAUGGCCGUCGCAUUGCAGGCAAAAUGAUGGCAUCAGAAGGCUCUGGAAGAGGCAGUGCCGCAACUAGUGGACAGGUUACUCCCAACGAGAUGGGUUCCGCCCAGCUUCCGGGGCCUCUUCAGGGACCACAGAAACCAUUCCUGUACCAACACAACCCUUUCCCUGUUUCCAGUGUCGGUUCCCAGUUUGGAAAUCAAAACUUUGUUCCCGCCCCUGGCUCUGCGACAGGGUCUAAUGCUCCAUCCGGCGGGCCUGGCGAGGCUAUUUUCGCUUCUACUAUUCAGCAGCCAAACGGCAAUCUUGGUGCUCCAAGUCAGUUCCCAUCUACCUUAGUCGUCCACGGAAUCUCCGCAACCUGCAAAUCAACCAUCGUCCGCAAUGUCCUCGCUGCCCUGCAAGUCCCGCACGCCAUUGUCCGAAGCCCCGAGUGCAUCACGGGCCGUCACCUCCUAACGAAGAUUCUCUGGGCGACCUUGGAAGCGCUCGGGAAACGCGACGAGUGGGAAAAGUACGGCAAGGGAAGAUGCGAGCAUGUUAGUUCUCUGGCUGUGCUGCUGGGCGAGUGUCUCGCGUCGGCGUCGGCGUCGGAGGGAAGGAGGAACGAUAAAUUCGUGCUGGUGCUGGAUGGGAUAGAUAAGCAGCGUGAAGCGCCGCAUACGUUGUUGGCUGCGCUUGCGAGGUUAGGUGAAGUGAUUCCGUCCCUUUGCGUCGUCCUCAUCCUCAGCUCUACGCCGCGGCCAUUGUUUCUCCAGGCGGCGGGUGUUCCGCAUAUUAGUUUUCCUCCGUAUACGCGCAAGGAAGCCAUUACGAUUAUCCUGAAUGCUGGGCCUCCUGCCGUGAGUGGUCUGGCGGACGAGACGUCAUCGAGGUUAUACUCGCAUUUUGUCUCGGCGAUCUAUGACUCGUUGGUUGGGCCUACAGCGAGUUCUAUUCCGAUAUUCAGGUCGAUCUGUGAGAAGAUUUGGCCUCAGUUUGUUGCUCCUAUUACGAACGGCGAUAUUCCACCCGGGGGAAGCGAUGAAUGGGACUUCUCGCGACUUCUGGUCAAGAAUCGUGCUUUAUUCCGACACCAAGGCGAAAGCGCUCUUGUACAUCACAUUGUCACUGAGGAAUCCGCGCCCAUAAACGGCUCCAUGUCGAAACCAUCAAUGUUGGCCGUCUCGGCCCCUUCACCCCUUCCCUCCCUACCUUACUUCCCGACCCUGAUCUUGACCUCCGCAUACGUAGCCUCUCACACGCCUCAACGACUCGAUACGAUCUUUUUCUCGAAGUUUUCUUCAUCCUCCUUGUCUGCAAGGAACAAACGCGCACAUCAUAGACGACGGUUGAAGCUGCUCUCCCGGGCUCAAGCGGAAGAUAGUCGGGAGGCGAGCCAGGGCCCGUCGACCCCUAAUAAGAAAGGCAAGAGGCAAAAGACUCGUAUCACGAAGUCGACCCUGGAGUCUGCCUUUGCCACUUCUUCUGCUACGACUUCGGCUGUAGGUGGCGGCGCUGGUAUUACCGGCCCGUCCACGAUUCUCACAGCCCGUCCGUUCCCGUUAGAGCGACUGAUCGCUAUCUACCACGCCAUCGACCCCAACCCCCCUGCCAACCCUAUUCGCUUGGCUGCAGUUUCCGAUGCGAUAUAUGCCGAGCUUGCUACAUUACGCCGGCUACGGCUCGUUGUCCCUGCUGCAGGUCGCGAGAGCGGCGGUCGCAUGGGGCUCGGGUCCGGAGGGUUGAGUAGCGGUAACACAACAUCCGACGCCGGUGAGAAAUGGUGCGUCAAUGUCUCAGGCGAUUGGAUCGGAGAGUUGGCCAAAACUGUCGGGGUCGAGGUUGGUGAAUGGCUGGCGGGAGGGUUAGACUAA